Molecule: messenger RNA, 4279 nt
Organism: Asterias rubens (European starfish)
Lineage: Eukaryota; Metazoa; Echinodermata; Asteroidea; Forcipulatida; Asteriidae
Product: E3 ubiquitin-protein ligase synoviolin B-like
Exons: 14
Coding region: 143-2095 (650 amino acids)
Cellular component (GO): cytoplasm
Source: RefSeq, a predicted model, not a curated record
UAUUCGGCCUUCCAUGCGUUAUGGACGCAUGUCAUAGUGUACCAACGAGUUAUGAUGUCAAAAAUCUUAUGUUGUCGUGUGAAAAUGAGGAAGGUGUACCGCUGAACACUGAACACUAAAACUGUCCUAAAAACAACCCAAAAUGAGAGGGUUUUUACUCACAGCGGCCAGCUUUGGCCUAACAGCAUCCGUUGUUGGUCAUGCUUUCUUCCAGAAGAAACAGUUUUAUCCCUCUGUGGUGUAUUUAACCAAGUCAAACCCCAGCAUGGCGGUAAUUUACAUGCAAGCCUUCGUCAUGGUGAUUUUAAUGGGGAAACUUUUCAAAAAGGUGUUUUUUGGUCAACUGAGAGCUGCAGAAAUGGAGCACCUGAUUGAGCGCUCCUGGUACGCAGUGACAGAAACCUGUUUGGCUUUUACAGUAUUCAGAGAUGACUUCAGUCCUAAAUUUGUUGCAAUGUUUACAUUUCUACUCUUCUUAAAAUGUUUCCAUUGGCUGGCAGAAGACCGGGUAGAUUAUAUGGAAAGGAGUCCAGUUAUUUCUUGGUUGUUUCAUAUUCGUGUAAUAGGUCUUUUAGGUGUUCUUGCAGCCUUAGAUGUGGCAUUUAUGAAUUAUGCCUAUCAUAGUACGUUAACUAAAGGAGCUUCUGUACAGUUGGUGUUUGGGUUUGAGUACGCAAUUUUGUUUACCAUCAUUCUCAACAUAUCAUUCAAGUACAUACUGCAUACAAUUGAUCUUCAGAGUGAGAACCCAUGGGAGAGUAAAGCAGUCUAUAUGCUCUACACCGAUCUCAUUAUGAGUUUUGUGAAGGUCAUGCUUUACACAGUGUUUCUUGCCAUUAUGAUCAAAGUACAUACGUUCCCACUCUUUGCCAUCCGACCAAUGUAUCUAGCCAUGAGGUCAUUUAAGAAAGCAGUGAAUGAUGUGAUAAUGUCAAGACGAGCCAUUAGAAACAUGAACACUCUUUAUCCUGAUGCAACACCUGAGGAUCUGGCAUCUUCCGACAAUGUUUGCAUCAUCUGUAGAGAAGAGAUGGUGACAGGUUGUAAGAAGCUUCCAUGUAACCACAUCUUCCAUACCUCUUGUCUGCGCUCGUGGUUCCAGCGUCAGCAGACGUGUCCAACAUGUCGCAUGGAUGUACUCAGGGCACCUGUUGUUGUGGUGACGGGGCAGCAGAAUCAACAGCAGCAGCAGCAACAGCAGCAAGCACCUGCAAUUAUACCACCAUUCCCUGGCUAUCCAUUCUGGAUGCCCCCUUAUCAACCUGGAGCCAAUUUCCCUCAACAGCAACAACAGCAGCAGCAACUUCAACAAGCAGCUGCAGCAGCAGCAGCGGGAGGAUUACCUCCACAACCACCCCAGGGUGCAGCUGCAGCCGCUCCUGGACAGGAGGGUGGUGCUUCUAAUACAACCCCAUCCACUACACAACCAGCUGCAGGUGGAGCUAAUGCUAGUGCCCCAACUAGCCCCUUCACGCCCUCAUCGGUGCCCCCGAUGCCCUUCAUGAUGCCCCCUCCGCCGUUCUUCAUGAUGCCUCCAUUUACCACCCCUCCCCCUAUGCCACCACCAGACUUUGCUGGUCUGACCGAUGAGGAGCUACGUGCCAUGGAGGGUGCAGAGAGACAACACUUGGAGGCUAGGAUAGAGUGUCUGCGUGGGAUCCACGCUCUGCUGGAUGCAGCCAUGGUGCAGAUUCAACAGUACACUAGUGCCUUUGGGGAGUUCAGUGCGAACGUCCCUCCACCACCCCCACCUGCCAGUCUCUAUGGCUUCACCCAACCUACUGCAACCUCCCCUGUAACAAGCACAACACCCACAACCCUAUCCACAACUGAAGCAGACAUUACAAGUACGACACAAAAUGCAGAUUCAGGGGCCAUCCCUAAAAAGACAUCUACACCAUCAAGCCCAGAACCACUCUUAAAGAAAGAAAAAGACUCCUCAGCUGACCUGACAGCAUUGGACGGUGCCUCUGGCUUCACGCCCUCCACCGAGGGAGAACUUAUCCCAGAAUUUAAGGAGGAAGAUGGACCAGAGGAAAAUGACCGUGGUGAAAUUAGGAAACGGAGAUUACAACGUCUUGAAAGUUCCCCGUGAAUAAAAACCAUUCAAAGGAAAUGCUAGGACUAUUUCAAUGUUUUCGUCUUGGGGGUGGGGGGGGGGCGUUGGUGGAUGUACGGUGGUGACUUUUUUUUUUAAAAUUAAUUUAGUUUGUGCCCGAUUUAGGUUUGGAUUUUCUUGCAGGGGAUUUUGUGUGUGGUGCGUAGACUUUGAGAAAUACCGUCUCAUAAAGUUUAAUUCAGAAUUAUGCUAUGAGACGCUUUUCUCUAUCUUCGCCACUACUAGAAGUGAUAAGAGUAUCAUGUUUUCUGUUGUAAUUGGUUGUGACAUCACCGCUGGUCUGUACAGUCACAAUAUGAACCCUGUCUAUUCAUCCCAUCUGAAGGUUAAGUUAUCAGUGAUGUACACGCUUUGUCUACUAAGUGAUAUAUAAUUAGGGGAUAUUGGGAUUGGGGGUCAGGGUCUCGUCUGGCCCUUCAUCAUGUAAUAAUAAUAAAGAGUUGUAAUUCGCACAUAUCCACUCUGCUGGGUGUUCAAAGCGCAGUGACCCCAGAUACCCAUUUCCCCACUUCCCUGCCGCUGCAAUCUCAUUGAUACUGCCAGUGAUUUUGAUUCACGCAUCAUCAGUGAGAAAGUUAAAGGGGAUUUACGUGUAAAUGCCAGGGUUUCAUGAAUCCUUAAAAAAAUAUGCAGUGACCUUUGACCUGAUGGCCUUUGGCCUGAUGAACUUUGGCUUGAUGAACUUUGGCUUAAUGAACUUUGGUCUGAUGAACUUUAGCCUGGUGACUUUUGACUUGAUGACCUUUGGUCUGUGGAAUGAUGGUAAACACAUCCCCAAAUUUCAAGUAUUUUUUACUUCUGCUUAGAUCUGUGCUGAAUAACAGCUAAAUAGCAUGUGCACAACUCUCUUGCUAGAACGAACGCUGUGUUAUGCUGCAAUUUUUGACUGACCAAUCUAUCAAAGCGAGGUAGCUUUUGUGAUGGGGCUGAUAGCGUAUUUAUCUUUUAUUUCAAUUUUGUGUGAUCUUAAAAUACAUUUAAAGGGUCACACAUUUGGGUUUUCUUGGUUUACUGUCAAUCAUGUUCUUACAGGUUUCAUUUAGUUCAGCAUGGUAACAGAUUAGUUUUUAUGACACCCUUUACAAAUAUUCUGCCUUUUCAUUGGUUUAGAAUGUGUCACAUGAUAUUUCUUAGUUUUAAUAAAUGGCGGCCGUGUGAUGGUGCAUCGUUUGCCAUGUAUUAGUGCAUCGUUUGCCAUGUGAUAGUCCAAUGACUAUCACACGGCGUGCAGUUCCCAGACAUCUUUUUACCCACCUCAAACCCAAUCAGUUGUGCAUUGGGAAAAUUGGCAACGCUCCGGGGAUCACCUCGGGAGUCAUAGUUUUAACCAUAGCAUUCGAAGCAAUAUUUGUAUGAUAGGUACUAGGUACUAGGUACUAUUCUUUAUCCCGAUGCAAAUUUCUAUCUACAUGUAUUAGGUACUAGGUUGUUUUUAUCUUACACAACGCUUAUAAUAUCAUAAACUUAUGAUUUGAAGAAAGGGCUCUCUAUUUACCUCAAUCCUGUUUCGUUUUUCCUGUAAACCCAUGUUUAAAGAAUCAAAGGAAAACAAACUAUGAAGAUACACGUAGUUUAAAAAACCCCAUAAUAAAUUAAAAAAUAUCAAGUAAGAGACCCUUAAGGGAAAUGACAGUAAAUUAUAAGUAAUUUAGGGUCGUAAGGUUUUGGUGUGAUCCCUUGCUAUGGCAGUCCCAGGUUGAAUGGCUUCUUACUGGCACCCCUAAACAAAGAUAGAUAAUAGGGAGACUGCCAACAACAGGGCUCGAGCGGCCGCCCAAUACAUGUGGAGGUCGAUGGAGUACAAACCCCACUAUACUCAAUUUGUCGUUAUUCAACCUAAAAUUAAAUAAUAAACUUCCACAUGGAUCUCCUAGGUGAACAUUUUAGGGAAGCAAAUAUCAUUAAGGUAAUAAUAUGAUCACAUGUUUUACUGAAACUAAUGUUAGUUUCAAGGGGUUAAGAAAUGCAGACCAAAUAGAAAUAUCCAGUUAUUAAAAGUGUUUUGUGUCUUCCCACUAGUAACGUGGCACAUAGUGAAAUGUGUAAGUGUAUGUACAGAGCAUUCACAGCAUGAUAAGUGGAUGGUUUGAAUGGUCAGACAGUAGGAGGGUUGACUGUGUAUUGUGUAGAUGCAUUCACUGCAUGAUACCAUAUUGCAGG